GUGUCAGGCCAGGGACGAGGAGGAGGAGGAGGCGGAGGACGAGGACGAGGAGGAGGAGGAAGGAGGAGGAAGGAGGAGGAAGAGGAGGAGGACGAGAGAGAACGGCGAAGCCCUCUCGUCCCUCUCCUGCCGGGCGGGCCUUCUAUUCGAGCCGCCGCUUCCCUGCGUCACGGCCCGAGCCGCGCAGGCCGCGCGGGCCACGGGAGGGCGCGUUCCCGCGCGCCGAAGGCGCGGGGCGCGGGCCGCGCGCCCGGAGUUGAGCAGGGACCGACCGUCCCGGCAUUCCUAUAGGCCUACCACGACAUGUUCCCACCGUGCCCCGAUCCGCUUCCCCGUCCCUGGCCUGAAGCGAGCCUGGCGUGAAACGGACGGGCCCCGAGGAAAACGGGGCCUAGCCUCCGGGGCUCUCACCCAGUCGGAUGGCGCCAUCUGUACACCCCUUCACCGAUCCUGGCCAGGCCGAUCCUGAGAGGGCGCCAGGGCCAGGAUCGGCGCAAGCGUUCGGGGAUCUUCUGACCCGGGUCAAUCCAGACCCGGGUCAGCAGGAAACCAAAAACUGCAAUGCAGGAAAAAAAAACUGCACCGCAGGUCUUCGCAGACCCAAGUCAGCCAAUACGCGCGGCCGCCUCGCGGCCACGAGCGGCCCCGUCUGUAUUGACCCCCGUCUCAAGGCUCCCGAAGCGUAUCGCUGACGCGCUCUCCAGCCAGGGACACGCUCCCCGUCCCCCCGCAGCCGCCCGGGGACGGCCCCGGGCACCCGCGGAGGGUCUCCCCCGACGUGGAGGAGCAAGACGCCGCAGACACACACAGAAACCUUCGAAGCUUCGCGCUAUAGUCAUCACCCCCCUGGUCGUCACACGACUCAAGCCUGGGCCCCGACCGGAGCAUGGCGACAGGCCUCCGGGGGGACCCGCCGCCUCGGGGCCGAGGUCUGAGAGGCCUGACGGGCGGGGGGCACCGUGAGCUCUGCGUGGGCGCCGUGGCCAGCGCACGCUCUCCUCGGCCUCCUCCUCGUCGUCCUCCCGCGGCGCGGGGGUCGGCGUCACCCCAACAUACUUCUAGUAGAUGUGCGUCGCCCCCCCCAGGGCUGACGCGCCCACCGAGAAAUCUUAUAGUAUAUGUGUCGCGGCGGGCGCGUUCUGGCCACACCGCUCGGGAAAGGAUAUACUACAAGAUGGGUAUACUACAUGUUCGUGUCGGACGCGCACCUCCAAGGAGGUAUGUCUCUCUGCGUCCGGGGGGCCAGAGGCUGGUCGUCAAAAGAAGGCCCCAAAUCUCGUCGCGCUGUGAAGAAUCCACGACGGGAGGCUUUCCGUUAUUUUCG
Prorocentrum cordatum is the source of this 1324-nucleotide messenger RNA. The record is from the annotation of a GenBank genome assembly. Lineage: Eukaryota; Dinophyceae; Prorocentrales; Prorocentraceae.